GUCUGCAGAUUGACGACGAACACCGACGCCAGGACCAAGCUGGCUGCAGUGAAGGCACUUGAGCAGAUGGGAGAGCGAGGUGCCUGCUUUGAUGAAGAGGUCGAGAUGCUAAUGAGCGACAAUGACCCCGAAGUGGCGAUUGCUGCCAAGAAGGCCAUCCAGACCUUCUUCGACCUUAAGGCGGCAGCCCUUGAAAACCAGACAAAGAUGGCCAUCGCGGAGACGCCUGCGACUGCGAACCACAGUUCCCCUCCCCCCCCCGAGCCUUCGGCGCCCUCUUCCGGAUCCUCAACUGCAGCCCUCCUCUUUCCGGGGCAGGGCUCGCAGUAUGUGAAGAUGAUGUCGGAUGUGAAAGACAUGCCGGCCGUCAAGGACAUGCUGGCAACAGCUCAGAAGAUCCUCGGCUACGACCUUCUGAAGCUAUGCCUGGAGGGUCCAGAGGACCAGCUGGAGCAAACGAAGUUCUGCCAACCAGCCAUGUAUAUUGGGGGCCUAGCCGGCCUUGAGCUGCUUCGGAAAGAAAAUCCGGCAGCGGCAGAGACGCCACGCGCAGUCGCCGGGUUGUCCCUUGGAGAGUACACGGCGCUCACGGUCGCCGGGGUCUUUGACUUGGAGACAGGCCUUCGGCUGGUGAAGCUGCGAGGCGAGGCGAUGCAGGAGGCCGCCGAAGCCUCCCCGCAGAAGAUGAUCUCUUUGGCCGGACUCAAAAAGGAGGUGGUGGAGGGCCUAUGCGCUGAGUGCAGAUCGGGCGAUGAGGUGUGCCAGAUUGCCAACAUCCUCUUCCCCAACGGCUUCUCCUGCGCCGGAAGCAAGGCUGCCAUGGACAAGCUCUUGGAGAAAGCCAACAAGACAGAUGGUUGUCUGCAGGCAAAGGAGCUGAAGACCUCGGGCGCCUUUCACACCAAGUGCAUGAUGCCCGCUCGUGACAAGCUCCUGGCAGCCUUGAAAGAGGUCGAGCCUAAGAUGAAGCCCCCUACGUGCGACGUCUACGUGAACCUAACGGGAUCGAAGAUGCCAGCGGGCACUCCCGUUCCGAAAAUCGUCGAGUUGCUGGCAGACCAGCUCACGAACUGCGUGGAGUGGAUGCCCUGUAUGCAGGCAAUGAUUCAGGACGGCAUCGUUGACUUCUAUGAAUGUGGACCCAUGAAGCAGCUGAAGGCCAUGAUGAAGCGGAUUGACAUGACAGCUUGGAAGACUACGCAGAACAUCCAUGUUUGA
Messenger RNA from Symbiodinium necroappetens, 1218 nucleotides. Lineage: Eukaryota; Dinophyceae; Suessiales; Symbiodiniaceae. The record is from the annotation of a GenBank genome assembly.